This is a messenger RNA of Brassica napus (rape), 402 nucleotides long. RefSeq names its product transcription factor MYB35-like. The record is from RefSeq and is a predicted model, not a curated record. Bases 1 to 402 code for a protein of 133 amino acids. The transcript has a single exon. Lineage: Eukaryota; Viridiplantae; Streptophyta; Magnoliopsida; Brassicales; Brassicaceae.
AUGACAAGAAUCUAUCAAACUACUUCAAUCCAUUUCUCUAGAAAUUCAAAUCAUCUGGUCGGUGGAACUACAUCUUCAUGCUCUUCCUCAUCGUCUUCUGCUAGUAUCAACCAAGGGGCUCAAGCACCGGUUACUACAUUCUGCUGGAGCGAUUAUCUUCUCUCGGACUCUGUUUCACCCAUGAGUUCUCAGACACAAGUAGUGGGAUCCUCAGCUACUAGCAACCUCACUUUUGCGCAAACGGAAAACUUCAACAGCCAAGCUGAGUCCAGCUCUAAGAACAUUGCUACCAAGGCAUCUGGAACGUGCCAUUCAGCGAUUUACUUUGUGGAUGAAAUAUUGGAUAAGGACCAGGAGAUGAUGUCACAGUUUCCUCAACUCUUGAAUAGCUUAGAUUAUUAG